AUGCCCCGUCGGCCACGAGCAGCCGGCGACCUUUGUGCCAUUUUCAUCCACGCUGGCGCCGGGUUUCACAGUCUACAAAAUGAGAAAAGUCAUCUGCUUGCAGUCAACGAUGCCGCCAGGGUCGCCAUGGCCGUAUUGAAGAACGGAGGUGAUGCUAUUGAGGCUGUGGAGAUGGCCAUCCGGCUGCUGGAAGACAAGGAGAUCACCAAUGCCGGCUAUGGGAGCAACUUGACCAUAGACGGGCAGGUCGAAUGUGAUGCCACCCUGGUCGAUCACCUUGGCCGGAGUGGCGCAGUUGGGGCGAUCUCUCUAGUCAAAAACCCGAUUGCCGUCGCUCGCCUUGUUCUUGACGACACCACGAAACCUAUGUCACUUCACCGUGUACCUCCAAACCUCCUGGUCGGUCCUGGUGCCACCGACUACGCCGCCGAUAAGGGCGUCCCAAUUCUCCCUGCGGACUUCUUGGUCUCGGCCACUGCGCGUGCUAGAUGGAGCAGAUGGCGCGACGAACUUGAAGACACCAAUCGGCGGCAAGGUCAGAGCCAGUCUUUUUCGUCGACAACGCCACAGGAUGACUGGGGCCGUACUCCAACGCCGGCCGCUCCUCCCCUUAGUCCUAAUGUAUCCCCCUUAGCUCCCGGAAGACACGUCAGUCUCUCAGAGAUGCGUCCCAUGGUGCGUCCGUUGAUGGCCUCAACAGCUGAUGUGCCUACACUGUCACACCCAGGCGGAGGCAGGGACCCGGGAUAUCCUUCUUCUGUCUUCCCCUCUCGAUCAGCAACUCAGCACAAUCCACUAAACGGAAAUGCAUCCCAGAAUCAUGUCGAGGCUGCCUCUGACGAUAGUGUUCAAUGGCUAGCGUCAGCCCCCAAACGUCAGAAAAUCAAUGAUUCCUUCGACGGCCCGGCUGAAGAGGAUCCCCAUUUUGUUGUUCACCCUGACGACAAGCGAAAGGAUGACAUACAGGACACAGUCGGCGCCAUUGCCAUUGACUGCUUCGGGCGCAUCGCUGCGGGCUCAUCCUCCGGUGGAAUCGGCAUGAAACACAAGGGCCGAUGUGGUCCAGCUGCUCUUGUCGGCGUCGGCUCUGCCGUAAUUCCAAUUGACCCACAGGAUCCUACUCAAACUUGUGUAGCUACAGUCACCAGUGGGACGGGAGAACAUAUGGCUACAACGACUGCUGCAGCCACGGCUGCCGAUCGGAUCUACAGCUCGGUGCGCAAGGAACGUGGACAGCUCGAGUCGUGCAACGAAGACGAGGCGAUGCUAUCGGUCAUCAAGAACGACUUCAUGGGCCAUCCCGGUGUGAGCAGCAGCCCUUGUGCUGGCGCCAUCGGGAUCCUGGCCGUCAAGAAAAGUUGUGACGGGAUCUACUUUUAUUUCGGCCACAAUACGGACUCGUUUGCCCUUGCUUCGAUGCAUUCAGAAGAAAAAAAGCCGGUAUGCACCAUGUCACGCAGCCGUGGCCGCGGGUCGAUCGCUCAAGGAGGCAGAGUCUCCCGAGCAAAAGGCGCGCGGCGCGCUGACCCCCUGGAGAGGCAAUCAUAG
Messenger RNA from Fonsecaea multimorphosa CBS 102226, 1548 nucleotides. RefSeq lists its product as uncharacterized. Lineage: Eukaryota; Fungi; Ascomycota; Eurotiomycetes; Chaetothyriales; Herpotrichiellaceae. The transcript has a single exon. The record is from RefSeq and is a predicted model, not a curated record. The coding region runs from base 1 to 1548 and encodes 515 amino acids. Gene Ontology annotation, molecular function: threonine-type endopeptidase activity. Gene Ontology annotation, biological process: protein maturation.